UAUUUAUAAAUUGUAUGAAUUAAUUUUUAAAUUCAACGCAGUUUCUUUGUUUGUAUCGUAAAACAUGUUUUCUUAUCAAAUAUUACGACGUUCAAUAAACUUUCGUUUGCGUGGCACAGGCUGCAAUUACAUUUUGAUGAACUUUUUGAUGUCUUCGUACGGAAUACGAAUAUAUUCUCAUCCGAUAGAUACGUUACGGAAUUUUAUUUAUGUUUGAUGUCUAGGCCGGAUGGUUAUCAGCGCGCCCGCCGUUAACCCGUCAAUUUCCCAACCCUUUAAUAACUCUGCUUUGUUGCCCAUUCUGGCGUGCGUUUUAUUCUCGGUCCGUGUACGAAUAAAUACAUCAAUCCGAUUCGCCGCAAAAGCCACAAACUAUAUAAAACAUAUGCUCACAAAUGUUUGCGAAAUGAUUUCGUUUCAGACAAGUUUUACCCAUGUCAAUGCCAACGAAUCAAAUUGAUUCUUUCUGAGGUAAACAUUGAGUAAAAUGAUUUUGAAUUUGAACGAAUUUCCUAGCAUAACUUUGGUCCGAAUAGCGGAGAGUUUGGAUUCUGCGCAUCUUGCGGCGCAGAUCGAUUUUCCCAUUUUCCUGCUCACAUCCGCACCGCAUCUCAGUGAAGUUCUCUUCGGGCGUUCGCGUCGUGUCAGUCGAGUCAACUCAAAAUGGUGCUAAAGUGGGCGUAACACAACAUUGUUAUUAUCCUGAAACCUCAUCUCGUUACAAUCCUUACACAGAUUUCCACGCGAAAAUGAAACGCGUAUAUUGUUAUUUAUUUGUUGUCUUUAUAGUUUGUUGCAUUCAAGAUGCCAGAUGUGAUUGUGAGUAUAAUUUAUUCCAUCUUAUUCAACACCAUUUACUUGAUUACGUUUUUGUUUUAGCAAAUGUUAUGCAGAUUGAGGCGAACCCAGACGCCAAACGACUUUACGAUGACCUGCUGAGUAAUUACAAUCGUCUAAUUAGACCAGUCAUAAAUCAUACGGAAACAUUAACUGUAUGGUUGAGCUUGAAGUUGUCACAGCUGAUUGAAAUGAACCUGAAGAAUCAAAUUAUGACUACAAAUCUAUGGGUUGUCCAGAAAUGGAAUGAUUAUAAACUUCGUUGGGAUCCGGAAGAAUAUGGCGGAGUUGAGAUGUUAUACGUACCAUCCGAGCAUAUUUGGUUGCCUGACAUUGUACUGUUUAACAACGCCGACGGCAAUUACGAGGUAACUUUGAUGACCAAAGCGACGCUCUCAUACACCGGCGAAGUGGUGUGGAAACCGCCCUCCAUUUACAAGUCUUCUUGCGAGAUCAACGUACAGUACUUUCCCUUUGACGAACAGAGUUGUUUAAUGCGUUUUGGUUCUUGGACCUAUAAUGGGUUACAAGUAAGUUAUUCUCAAAUAUUACAUAAUAACAAAUAUAAAAAUAUAAAAAUUAUUUUAAACCAGGUGGAUUUAAAACAUUGGGAUCAAGCUUCCGGCAGUAACAUCGUGAAAAUUGGCAUAGAUCUCUCCGAAUUUUACUUAUCAGUAGAAUGGGAUUUAUUGGCCGUUCCAGCGACCAGAAAUGAAGAGUUUCGAGAAUGUUGCGAAGAACCAUUCACAGAUAUAACGUUCAAAAUAACAAUGCGACGUAAAACCUUAUUUUACACCGUAAAUCUCAUCAUUCCCUGUGUGGGCAUUACAUUUCUUACUGUACUAGUCUUCUACUUGCCUUCGGAAUCCGGCGAGAAGACCACACUCUGCGUCAGUAUACUUCUGUCAUUGACUGUAUUCUUCCUCCUCUUGGCCGAAAUCAUUCCGCCGACAUCGUUAGCAGUGCCAUUAUUGGGCAAAUAUCUCUUGUUUACUAUGAGUCUUGUUACGACCUCAAUAUGGGUCACUGUAUGUGUUCUAAAUGUAUACUUUAGGUCACCGUCAACACAUAAAAUGUCUCCGUGGGUACGAAAAAUUUUUCUGGAAUUUAUGCCCAAAAUUCUUAUCAUGCGCCGAACUACUUAUUCCAUGCCGGAAUAUGAUGAUAAUCAACCUCCUAGAGGAUAUACUAAUGAAAUGGAAAUGCAAUUGAAUAUGGACGAACCUUUUACAACGGACUUUAAAAUCACCACCAGGGAACCCAGUUUCGUUCUGCAGAAUCAAGAAGAUGAGAAAAUCAAAGCACACUCAUCCAUGUCUGGCUCAUCACCGAUGACUCCUAAAAUUUUGUCUUCCAAUGUGUUGGCGGCUCUUCAGGGUGUACGCUUCAUUGCUCAACACAUUCGAGAUGCUGAUAAAGAUAACGAGGUUGUUGAAGAUUGGAAGUUUGUUUCGAUGGUUCUGGAUCGUUUCUUCCUUUGGCUCUUCACCCUAGCGUGUAUUGGAGGUACCUGUGGUAUAAUCUUUCAAGCACCAAGUCUUUACGAUACACGAGUGCCGGUUGAUCAACAGCUGACUGAAAUUCCUCUCACGAAACUAUUUCAACUGCCACCGUCGCAUGUUCCGAUGCAAUAAAUCUACAAUACUCCAACAUACAUGCUACUCAAUCUAUCUAUAUCAUAAUUGAUAAGUACAUAAACAGCGCGAACGCACUUUAAAGUAAUACACCAAAACAUUUUGAUUAAAAUAUAUUACGCAAGUUGAACCGAUGUUAAUCAGUAUUGAAAUUGAUUUCGUUUAAAUUGUUAUAGUUUUAUGGACGCAAGUGAUGCAAACCGCUCGAAUGUUAUGAAUAAAAUUAAUGUGAAACUUCA
This is a messenger RNA of Dalotia coriaria, 2710 nucleotides long. It is a transcript of the gene nAChRbeta2, whose product is annotated as nicotinic acetylcholine receptor beta2. Gene Ontology annotation, biological process: chemical synaptic transmission; regulation of membrane potential; monoatomic ion transmembrane transport. NCBI's taxonomy places the organism in Eukaryota, Metazoa, Arthropoda, Insecta, Coleoptera, Staphylinidae. Gene Ontology annotation, molecular function: acetylcholine-gated monoatomic cation-selective channel activity; transmembrane signaling receptor activity. The transcript has 7 exons. The record is from RefSeq and is a predicted model, not a curated record. Gene Ontology annotation, cellular component: neuron projection; synapse; postsynaptic membrane. The coding region runs from base 750 to 2471 and encodes 573 amino acids.